Messenger RNA from Hydra vulgaris (swiftwater hydra), 2690 nucleotides. The record is from RefSeq and is a predicted model, not a curated record. Lineage: Eukaryota; Metazoa; Cnidaria; Hydrozoa; Anthoathecata; Hydridae.
UAGACAUAAAAAUAGUCUUUAAAAUUACAAGUAAUAUCCAAUGUUUAAAAUUUAAAAGUAAUAUCAAUAAACAAUAAAAAUGUCAGAAUCAGAUAGCAAGAAUCGAGAUCGAUCACGCAGUCCUUUAAACAGAGGUGUUAGAAAUUUAGGUAGAGAUACUAACAGCAAUGACACUAAUGCAGUACGUAGGCGUGUAUUUGUUGGGAAUCUUGCUGUUGAUAAGGCUUCUAAAAGGGAAGUUGAAGAAAUAUUUAUAAAAUUUGGUGCAAUUGAAAGUAUUUCUCUGCACAACAAUUAUGGCUUUAUACAGUUUUGUGAUGAAGCAGCUGCAGAUGAAGCCGUUCUAAAUAUGCAUGGGAAAGAAAUGUUUGGAAAAAGAAUUGAUGUAAAUCUUGCUGGAUUGCGUCGUAAAACUCAAGCGAAAGAUAAGUUUGAAGGUCCUCUUAAAAAAGAAGAGGUUGUUCCACCUCAUAUGAUGAAUGCAGGAGCUGGUAUACGUCCUACAAGACCUCGUAGACCACAAUCAAGAUCUCCUGUAAGAAAAUCACCUAACAGAGAUGAUGGGUAUGGUCGAUCUUUGUCACCUAUGUCAAGGUAUGAAGAACUCUAUAGAAGGGAAGAUUCUUAUUCAAGACCAGAGCCUUUCCUAAGAGCACCGUUUGAUCCUUACGAAAGACCCCAUUAUGGAGGGCGUGAUUACCCUAUACCUCAAGAUAGAGAUGUAUAUCGAAGAGAUUACCCUCCACCUUAUGAAAGAGAUUAUCUUUCUCGCGAUGUUUCUUAUCGAAGACCUGAGUUUCGACCUCCUCCACAAAGAGUACGUCCUGCAAUUGACUGUGAAGUCAUUUCUUUAUCUAAAGAAGAAAGUCGAUAUGCUGAAGAAGUUGAAAGCCGUUUAAGAAGCAUAGGACUUGUUUGUAACAUUGGAUAUCCACCUCCUGAUGUUACACCUGCUGAUGCAGUUGAUAGAGUUGCUAGACUUGGAACUCUUUACGCUGUUGUUGUUGCACCUCAAAAUGCUAUUCAUCGUUCCUGUACUCUUAAUAUUCUACAUGGAACUAGACAAGAACACCGAAACAUGCCUCUUGAUGAUUGUCUCUCAUUAGUAGCACGAAAUUUUGAUAUGUACUUAAGUUUUUUACGGGAGCCCUAUCGAGGCCCUCCACCUCCUGCUUAUGGGGCACGUGACGAUCCUCGAGCUUAUGCCCCUCAUUCAGCUUAUGAUCUUCCUGCCCCUCCUCCACAUAAUCAUGUGGGUGUAGGAAUUCCUACAAAGGAAAUGAGUACUCAAGAGAUAGAAGAAAUGAUAGAAAAGCUAAGACGAGAGAAAGAGCAACGUGAAUCUCAGGCGUCUAAAGACACGGAACCUCAACGAAGAGCUGAGUUAGAUGGUCAGUUGCGUAAUUCAAGACAAGAUACAAAUGGUAAACCUGGAUAUAUCAAUGAUAACCAGGGAUAUGCAAACAACCAAGGGUAUGGUCAUUCCUCUAAUGAAUAUUCAAAUUAUCACCAUGCAACUCAAGGAAAUGCUGGAAAUUAUUACUCACAACAAUCAUAUAAUCAAUCUGGUUAUCAAUGAAAUUUCUUCACGUAACUUCUGAAAUAAAUGAGAACUUUUUAUGGUUUCCAGUUUUAGGAUAUUAAAGAAAACAGCCAACUUUCAUUUUCUAAGCUUUUUGUACAAUAAAAAUUGUUUAUCUAAGAAAUUAUAACUUUAAAAUAAAAGUUUAGAACUUGGAAAAAAAUCUUUUUUGAGUUAAGUGGUCUUUUUUAUUUUGAACAAUUUUUUGGUUUUUGAAUUUUACGCGUUUUUAAAAAGUGCUUUUUUUAUGCUUUUUACCAAAAGUUUAUCUUUUUAAAUUUUUUCCAUUAAAAUUUUUGGGCAUGUUAAUGGGCAUGCUUUUUUCUCUACUGUUUUUAUCUAUGCGCUUUUUCUGUUGUUCUAUUUUUUGCGCUUUUUCUGUGUAAUAUGGAUUAUGAUUAGGCAAGUUUUAAUAAACAAAAUGACAAGAAGCCGGGUUUUUUGUUUUUUUAAUUUUUUAUUUCUAGUAAUUUACGAAAACGUCAAAAAAAAAAUUUUUGUUAUCAAUUAAAUUUUCUUAUUAUUUUGGUUUAAGUUUUUGAUCAAGGAUCGGAAUAAUCAUGAUAAAUAAUUUAAUGGUAUUAAGAUAUUUGAAUAUAGUUUUUGUUAUGUCUAGAUUUAGGAAAAAUCAAGAUCAAGUUUUUGAAUUUUACAGUGGAUAAUGAAGGGAGUUAAUUUCCUCACAUAAGAAGAUAUGUUUGACACUGCAACACAAAGUCAUGAAUGACACUUUACAAAAAGUGUCGCCAAUGCUAUUAUGUUUUAAAAAAUGCUUUUGGAGCUGAAAUAAAUCCUGGUAAAAAAUGUGACCAAUCUCAAUUGAACAAAAACUACUUGUUAAGAAAUGCUUUUGGAGCUGAAAUAAAUCCUGGUAAAAAAUGUGACCAAUCUCAAUUGAACAAAAACUACUUGUUAAGGUAAUAUAAAACUCGUAUUGAAAAGAAAUACUGUAUCAAUCAAGAAGUGUUUAAAGAAGUAGUUAUAACAACAAUUUAAAAGCUUUCAAUUUGCGAGGACAGACGAUACAUGAUUAAAAAUUGUUUGAUAAGUUGUCCAAUAACAAUGUAAUUUUAAUGGUUAUUUUAUUUGAAAUAAGCAAAUGAAAUUA